AUGAAUGUGUUUGAACAGCGCUCACGGAAGGAACAAAAGCUGUAUCAUACAAGUCAGGAGCGAAUUAAUUACGAAAGUCUAGCGACACUGUUUAGUCUCAUUACUUGCCUCGACUUUCUGGAGCGUGCGUAUGUGCGUGGCGCUGUUCCGGAAGAUGCGUAUGCGACAGAGUGUACACGACUGCUGGGCCAGUACAAGAUUGUUAGUAAGCUCGUAACGGACCCGUCCAAGCCUUCGCCCUACUAUUUCAAGGACGUGGAUGCGUUUAUGGCGCAUUUUCAGAUGGACCACCCUGCGGCCGCACAUCGUCUUGCCCUGGGCGUGCCUGCGACGAUCGAGCAUGCGCACAUCGAUGCGACAGCGACAUCGUCGUCCAAUGGAGGCGCUCAUAUCGUGGCAGAAAUCACGCAGAACUUUAUUACGCUCAUGGAUGCCCUUAAGCUGAGAAUGCGGGCCAAGGACCAGCUUCACCCUUUGCUGAGCGAUCUGCUUAGCACGUAUACCCAGGUGAGCGGCGGCUCCGGCGAGGCGCGCCAAAAACUCCUCGAGUGGCUCAUCACGCUAAACAAGCUCAGCGCGAGUGACGAAGUGGACGAGGCGCAGGCGCGCGAGAUGCUCUUUGACAUUGAAAAUGCGUACAAUGCGUGGUUUAAGAGUUUACAGAAUCGUGUGUAG
This is a messenger RNA of Malassezia pachydermatis, 675 nucleotides long. RefSeq lists its product as hypothetical. NCBI's taxonomy places the organism in Eukaryota, Fungi, Basidiomycota, Malasseziomycetes, Malasseziales, Malasseziaceae. The transcript has 5 exons. Gene Ontology annotation, cellular component: ESCRT I complex. Bases 1 to 675 code for a protein of 224 amino acids. Gene Ontology annotation, molecular function: protein-containing complex binding. The record is from RefSeq and is a predicted model, not a curated record. Gene Ontology annotation, biological process: protein transport to vacuole involved in ubiquitin-dependent protein catabolic process via the multivesicular body sorting pathway.